UUUGGCUCUCAACAAUUUACCAUUAAAUAAACGUUCCUUUAGUAUUUGUAAAUCAUCGACUCAAAGUCAUAAUGGCCUUGUAUUGGUUUCCGAUCAGCAUAAAAUAAUAAAGCCUAUUGAAUUAAUAAACGGGAAUUUGGUAAUAGAAUGUCCUGUGCAUUCAAGCUUAUUAACAGAUAGCCCUUAUGAAAGUUCAAAAGAAUUUACACAUAUGAGAUAUACUGCCUGCACAAGCAAGCCAGAUUAUUUCAAGCAAGAAAAUUUUACUCUUCGUCAAGUUGGAUAUGAACCUAUGAGGCAGACCGAAUUAUUUUUCUUAAUAACUGUAAAUGAUGAAGACGAAAUUCUAUUAUCUAGUACUCUUCACAGAAUUAUAGAAAAUAUUGCUUGCCUUUGUUCUCUUACAGAGUCUCCAACAUGGGGAGAAGAUGGAUGGAAAAAGAUUAUCAUAUGCAUAAUUUCAGAUCGUAAUAAGAUUAAUAAACGUACUUUAUCAUAUUUAAAGGCACUUGGUGUUUAUCAGGAUGGUAUUGCAAGAUCAAAA
Molecule: messenger RNA, 544 nt
Organism: Cetraspora pellucida
Lineage: Eukaryota; Fungi; Glomeromycota; Glomeromycetes; Diversisporales; Gigasporaceae
Source: the annotation of a GenBank genome assembly